This is a messenger RNA of Nicrophorus vespilloides, 1509 nucleotides long. Its product is annotated as pro-resilin-like. Lineage: Eukaryota; Metazoa; Arthropoda; Insecta; Coleoptera; Silphidae. The record is from RefSeq and is a predicted model, not a curated record. The transcript is spliced from 3 exons. The coding region runs from base 159 to 1418 and encodes 419 amino acids.
CGCUUCUGUGGAUCCGACGGAAGGGCCUAUAAAUAUCCGAUGUGGCAUCUCCACAGACAUUGAGUUCGCUGAAGACAUUCACUCCGGAUCAACAUUUGUGAAGCAUUUUUUGUGCGCACCUCCUAGUAUCGAGCUACUAUCCAAUUAUCAUCAUCAAAAUGAGAUUAUUCCAAUUCGCGACCUGUGCUUUUGUGGUGUGCGUUGCCACCGGAUCUUACGGAGGAGCCGUUAGCAAACGUGAAGCUCCAUUAACCGGUGGUUACCCAUCCGGUCGUCCAACCGGAAGCUAUUUGCCUCCUUCAUCUGGUGGAUUUCCUCAAGGUCCUAGCAGCAGCUAUGGAGCUCCAGGUGGUGGAUCCGGUGGAUUCGGUGGUUCUGCAACCGGUGGUUUCGGUGGAUCCGGUGGAUUUGGUGGAUCAGGAUUCGGAGGUGGUGCCCCAUCUCAAUCGUACGGAGCCCCUAGCUCUGGUUCAUCUGGCCAUGGCGGUUUCGGCGGCGGUGCUUCAAGUGGAGGAUUCGGUGGUGGAUCAGGUGGGUUCGGCUCAUCGAAACCCACUGGUAACUACUUGCCACCAUCCACUAGUUACGGAACUCCAGUAGCACCAUCCCGUCCUUCCUCCCAAUAUGGCGCACCGUCCUCCUCUAGCUUUAGCGGUUCAGGUUCUUUCUCCUCUAAACCGUCAUCUCAAUACGGUGCUCCUUCAGGUGGACGUCUAUCUCAAUCUUACGGUGCUCCAUCCGCCGCUGGACCAUCCUCCACCUACGGUGCCCCAUCCAACGGGGGUUCUUCCAGGCCAUCCAGCAGCUACGGAGCCCCAGCUCCAGCCCCAUCUCGUCCAUCCCAAAGCUACGGUGCUCCGACCGGUAGCCAAGGCGGAAACGGUUUCGGACAUGGUGGAAGCCAAGGAGGAUAUUCCAAUGGUGGUAGCCAAGGAGGAUACUCGAGCGGUGGUAGCCAAGGAGGAUACUCCAGCGGUGGUAGCCAAGGUGGAUACAGCAACGGUGGAAGCCAAGGAGGUUAUUCCAACGGUGGCAGCCAAGGAGGAUACAGCAGCGGUGGUAGCCAAGGUGGAUACAGCAGCGGUGGUAGCCAAGGAGGAUACUCCAACGGAGGCAGCCAAGGUGGUUACAGCAACGGAAAGUCUCAAGGAGGAUACAGCAGCGGUGGUAGCCAAGGAGGAUAUUCCAACGGUGGUAACGGAGCCGGAAGACCAUCCCAAUCUUACGGAACUCCAUCGAGGCCUUCCCAAAGCUAUGGUGCCCCAUCUCAAGGCGCAUCCCGUCCAUCCAGCAGCUACGGCGCCCCAUCAACCGGCGGAUCCGGCGGAAGACCUUCCCAAAGCUAUGGAGCUCCAUCUGUUGGCGGUGGUUCUAACGGCGGUCAAGGUUAUGCUAGCAACGGAGGUUACUCUUAUUAAACGUACCUGAAUUCGGACCUACAUCUACAAUACGCAACCAAUGUAUAUAAUAACAUACACACGAUGUAGAGAUUUAGUAAUUAUUUAUUAA